Messenger RNA from Bactrocera latifrons, 11452 nucleotides. RefSeq names its product transcription-associated protein 1 (gene Nipped-A). Gene Ontology annotation, biological process: regulation of DNA-templated transcription; DNA repair. Gene Ontology annotation, cellular component: NuA4 histone acetyltransferase complex; nucleus; SAGA complex. The record is from RefSeq and is a predicted model, not a curated record. Lineage: Eukaryota; Metazoa; Arthropoda; Insecta; Diptera; Tephritidae. The transcript is spliced from 21 exons. Gene Ontology annotation, molecular function: transcription coregulator activity; protein binding. The annotation marks the transcript as partial.
UUCAAUUAUUUAUUAAACAAUACUGUGUAAUAACUUUGUUAUUCGUGCCGCAAUGGCGCAAAAUGAAUUUAACACAUUUCGAAGUUAUGUCAAUAUAUUAAGUGAUCCUGCAGCAAAAGAGGAAAUUAAAUUUAAAGCUGCACAAGAGCUUAGUGAACAUUUUGAACUAAUUGUACAAAGUCCGUCAUAUCCUGCAUUUUUAGAACUAGCAUUGAAAGUAUUUAUAAGGAUAUUGCAAGAUGGAGACCCUCAAUUUAUUCAGGAAAAUAGUUCUCAACAUAUACGAAAACUGAUAUUGGAAAUGAUUCAUCGAUUACCUAUAAGUGAAAAUUUGCGACAACAUGUAAAACCAAUAAUUUCAGUAAUGCUCAAGAUUUUAAGAAGCGAUAACGAAGAAAACGUAUUGGUUAGUCUGAGGAUCAUAAUUGAACUGCAUAAACAUUUUCGGCCGUCAUUUAAUCCAGAAGUUCAACAUUUCCUUUUGUAUGUAAAGGAUAUAUAUACCGAGUUACCAAAUCAUAUGAAUAAAAUUUUUGAACAAAAGCAGCAGCCGAUGCGAGUAAAAGAUAUUAAAGAAUUAAAUAUCGAUCACCUUUUAUCAAUAACAUAUGCUCCAAGGGUAAUAAAUGUGGAAAAUUUGCAAGACUCUCCCCCACAAGUAUUUAAUCUUUUACCAAAAGGGGUAUUAUCGUUAAGAGUAUUGCAAGAGUUACCCAUAAUCGUUGUAUUAAUGUACCAGAUAUAUAAAACUGCGGUUCAUCAAGAAGUUUCUGAAUUUAUUCCAUUGAUUAUGACUACAAUAAACUUACAACCAUCAUUUCAACACAGAAAUUCUGCGGAUCUUAAUAAAGAAAUAUUCGUUGAUUUUAUGGGGGCACAAGUUAAGACUUUAUCAUUUUUAGCCUAUAUUGUUAGGAUAUUUCAGGACUUAAUACUCACUCAUUCAGCUUCAGUUACUAAUGGAAUGCUUAGUUUAAUGGAACUAUGCCCAAAAGAGGCUGCUCAUUUGAGAAAAGAGUUGCUGAUAGCUGCUCGUCAUAUUUUUGCAACAGAUCUUCGACAAAAAUUCGUCCCUAUUAUUGAGAAGUUGUUCAAUGAAGAUUUAUUAAUUGGAAAAGGAGUUACUUUGGAAUCUAUCAGACCUUUAGCAUACUCAACACUUGCGGAUUUAGCGCACCAUGUGCGACAGAGUUUGUCUCUGGAUGUGUUAGAAAAAGCAGUGAAUUUAUUUUCAAAAAAUGUUCAUGAUGAAUCUCUUGCAACCGGCAUUCAAACCAUGUCUUGUAAAUUAUUGUUGAACUUAGUGGACUGCAUUAGACAGCACAGUGAAAUGGAUGCUGGCAAAGCAAGAAACAUACUGGUUUCGUUAUUAAAAGUAUUUGCCUACAAAUUCAAAACUAUAGCGAAAAUUCUAUUGCCUCCAAUCAUAGAUAAAUGGAAGAGUCAGUCUUCCUUACAAACAUCGAGUUUAUCACCAGGAUCUUCAAAUUCAAUUGGUAACAAUACUUAUGAGUACAAAGAUGGCUUUACGGAAAAUACAUCUAGUGAUCAAUCAAUGAAAACGAAUAUUGGGAGCCACUGGAUAUGCCCUGCUAAUAUAGUCGAAUAUCGAGGUUUAGUAAAAACCUUAGUUGGUGGUGCUAAAACUAUUACUUGGGGUUUCAUAAGUUCUAAGCCUGUUUGUGCCGACGUUGUAAAAAGUAAUCAAGAAAAGUUAUUUGAUUCAAGUGAGCUAAAAAUUUAUAUUGAUUUGGUAUAUUGGGCGAUGGAGGCUUUGGAUAUAUAUACAAUAAGUAUCGCUACUAAUAACCAGCAAAGAACAUCCAACCAAGGUCCAAGAACCAAAGAGGAAAAAGAAGUUCUGGAACAUUUCAGUGGCAUUUUUCUUAUGAUGCAUCCUCAAAAUUUUCAAGAAGUUUUCGCAACUACUAUUGAUUUUAUGGUCGAUCGGAUUUCUAAAAACUCCUCGCUUCAAGUCGUUGCGAACUCGUUCUUGGCGAAUCCUACUACAUCACCUCUAUUCGCAACAGUUCUUGUUGAGUAUUUGUUAGGAAAAAUGGAUGAAAUGGGUUCAAACAUUGAUCGUUCACCUUUAUAUUUGCGAUUGUUUAAAUUGGUAUUUGGGAGCGUUAGUUUAUUUCCAGUGGAAAAUGAGCAGAUGCUUCGUCCACAUUUACAUAACAUUGUCAACAGGUCAAUGGAAUUGGCAUUAACGGCGGAAAAUCCAUACAAUUACUUCCUACUAUUACGUGCAUUAUUUAGAUCAAUUGGAGGAGGAAGUCACGAUUUAUUAUAUCAAGAGUUUCUGCCAUUGCUACCAAAUUUACUAGAAGGAUUAAAUCGUUUGCAGAGUGGAUUUCACAAACAGCAUAUGAAAGACCUUUUUGUUGAGUUAUGUUUGACUGUACCUGUUAGAUUGUCUUCUUUAUUGCCAUAUUUACCAAUGCUUAUGGAUCCUUUGGUUUCUGCACUCAAUGGCUCAUCAACAUUAAUAAGUCAGGGUUUGAGGACUUUAGAACUUUGCGUAGAUAAUCUACAACCAGACUUUUUGUACGACCACAUUCAACCUGUGCGUGCAUCUUUAAUGCAGGCUCUUUGGCGAACUCUCAGAAAUCAAGACAAUGCUGCCCUUGUUGCUUUUCGUGUACUUGGAAAGCUUGGAGGAGGAAAUAGAAAAAUGAUGACAGAGCCGCAGACAUUGCAGUUUAGAGAAAACGAUGCGGUCCCCGUUGCAGUUAUUACCUAUUUUCAAGAUCAUGACAAACCUAUUGAUUUCCCAGUGGAAAAAGCUAUUGAAACUGCACUUACGGCACUUAGUUUUAAGACGACAGAUGAUUUUUACAGAAGACAAAGUUGGGAAACUAUUCGCUGCUUUUUAGCUGCUUCUAUUAAUCUUGAUGAUGACAAACAUACUUUGCAGAAAUUAUUUUUGCACAAUAGUUUCACAGAAGGGAACAUCAUGAUUUCACCAAUCAUUCAAAGUAAAUUAGAAGAAGAUAAUUCACGUAAAACACAUCAGGUAGCAUUGACUGGAAUGCUAGUGGCCUCCGCAAUAAAAGAGCUACGAGAAUCAGUUUUUCCGGUUAUGGUUGCCGUUGUCCGGCACUAUACUAUGGUAGCAAUAGCUCAAGAGGCAGGUCCGUUUCCAUAUAAGCAUUACCAUAGCUCUCAAGGUGUUGACCCACUUGUGCUAAUCGAUGCCCUUGCUGUAUGUAUGGGUCAUGAGGAAAAAGAAUUGUGCAAGCCCGGUCAUCUAUGUAUGGAACUUAUAUUGGAGACAGCCAGCACAAUAAUGGGAACAAAAGAAAGGGCAUGCCGACUACCACUUAUUCAAUAUCUUGUUGAAAAAAUGACUGCGCUUUGCUAUGAGCGACCGUGGUACGCUAAAGUAGGCGGAUGCAAAGCUAUCCAAUUUUUAUAUCAGCAUAUGUCAUUGAAGUCUCUUUAUCAGCACCUAUUCACAUUUUUAAAAGCUUUUCUUUUUGUUUUAAUGGAUUUGGAAUGCGAAGUAUCCAGCGGUGCUAUAGACGUAGCUAAGAGUAACUUGAGAAACAUGCUCCAAUUAUGCAUGGUGCCUCUAGAAAAUGAAAACAAUAAUGAAGAUAUAAUUACUUUUCAAAAUAAGGCAAUGUAUGAAAUUGUUCAUGAGCUCGUUAGACAAGUAACAAGCUCCAACGCCUUGGUUCGAGAAGAAGCAAUGUCAUCACUUAAUUUCAUUGCUAAAUUACAAAAGAAAACAGUUUAUGAGAUCAUGGAUCCACAUAAAGAGGUUUUAGCUGAUAUAAUACCCCCCAAAAAGCACUUGUUAAGACAUCAACCGGCGAAUGCACAGAUUGGUUUAAUGGAAGGGAAUACGUUUUGCACCACUCUUGAUCCAAGGCUUUUCACGAUAAAUCUUACUAACAAUUACCACAGAUUGUUUUUUCAUGAGUUGUUAACUCUUAGUGAAGCUGAAGAUGCGACUCUUAAUAAGUUGGAUUGUUACAAAAAUGUGCCGAAUCUUAUACCACUACGAAAAAGUGCUUUAAAAGCAUUGGCUGCUUGUCAUUACAUUACUGAUAGUCAGUGCAAAGAAAAAAUUAUCAACAUCCUCUUUAAAGUAAUGGAGAGCAACAAAGAGGAAUUACAGGAAGCAGCAUUUAAUUGCACCAAAAUUUUUAUAUCUGGAAUUCACAUCGAUAAGGAAAAGGUUCACGCUGGCAUGCGACCAUUACUUUUAACUUUGGGCGAUCAUCGAAAUCUUUCACUAACCGCAACUAAACGGCUUUCGUAUUUCACACAAUUAUUUCCUCAAAUGUUUAAUGAAAAACUAAGUGAACAAAUACUGCAGCAUUGCCAAAAAAUUUUAGAAAUGUCAAUUACAAAUCACAAAUCAAGUACUAAUCAAGGCGGAAAUUUUUUUACGAUUGCUAAACGUGAUGAAUAUGAGCAAAAAGUAAUUACUUUAAUUGAAAUGUUUCAUCAAAUAACAGCAGCUUCUCCGAAAUACAUUGACAGUCUCUGUCAGCUUGUAUUGAAAACCGAAAAAAGUCUAAUGAUCGAAUCGUCAAGUCCGUACCGCGAACCUCUAAUAAAAUUUUUACUUCGGUUCCCUUCUGAAACCGUUGAUUUAUUCCUUUCAGAUAGCAUAAUAGUAAAUGUUCAGUGGAACAGGUUCUUUUUAUAUUUAUUAAACCACAAAUGUGGUCAACCAUUUCGUUCUGUUAUAAAAACACAUAAAUGCAGUAUUUUGGUUAAAUUUAUUAAUGGAAUAUUGAAUUCGAAUGCACAAUUCGAUCAGUCACAAAAAUAUGAAGCAUUGCAUCAAGCUGUUCUGUUAGUACAUACAAUCAUGGAAAAAGAUGAACAGUGGAUUCCUACACAAACGGAACUUGUGUUAGCAUUAAAAAAGUUAUGGGAAAUAAACUUAUAUAGCACUUGUCAAGAUAAUGUCACAUGUGAUUUGUGGCAUUUAGUUGGAAUGAUAUUAUUAAAAUAUUUUUCACAUAACACCAAUGAUAUUGAUUUACUGUUCCAACUGCUACGUGCCCUUUGUUUACAUUUCAUUCCGGAUUUUCAUUUUCUAAGAGAAUUUCUACAAAAUACUGUGGCUCAAAGUUACACAGUGGACUGGAAGAGAAAAGCAUUUUUCCACUUUGUGGAAAAAUUUAACGGAACGUCGCUUUCUGAAGAUCUUAAAGCAAAAAUUAUAACAGCUCUGCUUAUACCUUGCUUCGUGGUAAGCUUUGAUAAAAGGGAAGGAAAUAAAUUGAUAGGGGCACCUCCAACAUCAUAUACUGACGAUGAUAAUAAUGUGGUAUCUGUUUUUAUAAGUAAGGUUUUUGACCCUGACAAGCCGUAUGCAAAUGAGGAUGCUGUCAGAAUCGCUUUACUACAAUUCGCUUGUUUACUUGUGGAAAGAGCUUCCCAGCAUAUACAUGACGGUGAUGCUAAUAAUAAACGCCAGGGUAACAAACUUCGCCGUCUAAUGACAUUUGCUUGGCCUUGUUUACUUAGUAAAAGUUCCGUGGACCCAACUGCCCGAUAUCAUGGGCAUCUUCUUUUGGCUCACAUAAUUGCUCGAUUGGCUAUACACAAAAAGAUUGUUUUACAGGUAUUUCUUUCAUUACUAAAGGGUCAUGCCCUUGAGGCCAGACCUGUCGUUCGCCAGGCUCUUGAUGUUUUAACUCCAGCAAUGCCUUUACGAAUGGAAGACGGAAAUACUAUGUUGACCCAUUGGACAAAGAAAAUAAUCGUUGAAGAAGGACAUUUAAUGCAGCAGCUAUUUCAUAUUCUUCAGUUGAUUGUUCGACACUAUAAGGUAUAUUAUCCCGUUCGCCAUCACUUGGUGCAACAUCUUAUUAACUAUAUGCAACGUCUUGGAUUUCCUCCCACUGCGUCGUUGGAGCAUAGAAAGCUAGCUGUAGACAUUGCUGAUGUUAUUAUUAAAUGGGAGGGACAACGCAUUAAAGAUGACGAAAAGGACACAAAAUCAGAGGAUAUAACUGGCGAUGAUGGGGUGUCGGUAUCCGAUAAUAUGAAUAAACGGGCAUCUGAUGAAGCUAAUUUGCAGCGCAAGAAAAGUAUUGCCACGGAUGGUUCGCGAAAUCAUAUCAGUCAAAGUGCAGCUGGCAUUUCUCAAAGUCAAAAGAUAGAUGACGGUUUUCGUUCGUUAGAAAAAACUCAUUGUGACACAGUGCUUAAUUUCCUUAUUCGUCUUGCGUGUCAAGUAAAUGAUAACCAACCUGCAGUUAUUUCUCCUAGCGAGGGAUUAUCUCGGAAAUGCAUAACUCUUUUGAAAUCGGCAAUGCAAAAUAAAUGGCCCCAACCAUUCGAACUUAAACUUAAUUGGUUGGAUAAGGUUUUUAUGACUAUUGAAACACCAACGCCAAAUUUGAGUAAUAUUUGUACUGGGUUAGAUUUUGUAACAUUUUUAACAACAAUUUUACCCGCUGAUCAAUUACUGCAAACAAUAAGACCAAUCCAAAGAGGACUUUCAAACUGUAUUAUUCAUCAAAAUACACGGAUAGUUCGUCUUAUGAAUGCAUUUCUCACAAGGCUUAUGUCAAUUUUCCCUCCAGAUAUAAAUCAUAAACACGAGGAUCUUGAUACAUUAUAUAGUGCUAUAAGCAAAAUGAUUUCAGAUAAUUUGACCUUAUACGAGAAAAGCCCCCAACCCAAUCCACCCUCUUUAUUUGGAACCCUAAUGGUAUUAAAAGCUUGUUCAUCUAAUAAUCCAAGUUAUAUAGACAAGCUGAUGUUGCAAUUUAUAAGAGUUUUGAACCGAUUGACAAAAGACCAUCUGAAUACGCAAGGUAAUGGACAACCUAUGACAACCAAUGCGGAUAACGUGGAAUUACUAGUCCUGUCAUUGGAUUUAAUAAAAAAUCGAAUAAUAAUUAUGGGUGUUGAAGUGCGAAAAUUAUUUAUUGGAAAUAUUCUGGUUAAUCUCAUAGAGAAAAGUUUGGACGUCAAUGUAUUAGAAUCUAUAAUACAAAUGCUCGAUGAAUGGAUCAAAGCGAAAGAACAAAAUCCCACAAUGCAAAUACCUUCGAUAAGAGAAAAAUCGAUAUUACUAGUAAAACUUAUGCAAUAUUUAGAGAAGAAGUUUUCAGAUGUGAAAAAAUUGAAUAUCCAGUUCCUAGAAAUUGUCAACUAUAUAUAUCGAGAUGAAUAUUAUAAACAAACUGAAUUGACAGCUAAACUGGAAGGGGCCUUUUUAACUGGUCUAAGAUGCCAGGAUCCACAAAUAAGAUCAAAAUUUUUUGAGAUCUUAGAUGCAUCAAUGAGAAGAAGACUUCACGAUCGACUUCUUUACAUCAUAUGUUCCCAAGCUUGGGAUUCUAUUGGCACACAUUAUUGGAUAAAACAGUGCAUUGAACUAUUGGUGUUGACUACCAAUACUAUGACGGAAAUUCAAAACUCAUGUGAAGCACAUAAGGUUCCUAGUAUUAAAUCAGUUAUAAAUCUUGCUGAAGGUCAGGACAAAAGUAGCUUCGUUAUAUAUACUUCAUCCCAGGUUGAAUCGUUUGAUAAUACUCAAGUUGAAGAUAAAGAAGAUGUUUUUGAUAACGAUCUUGAAUCGAAUUGGAGUGUAAAUCGCAGUAAUGAUAGUGAUAAGGAAAAUCCAAAGCGAAAACUGCAGGCUCUUAUUAAUAAACAAAUUGAAUUUUUGGAAGCUAAUCGAAAAAUUAAUACGGAACAAUUAAUAAUAGCUAUUGCUCAACUAUGCCAUAUGGAUAUACAGUUAGCUGAAAGCGUGUGGUUAAUAAUUUUUCCAAGGUUGUGGACAAUUUUCGACGAGGAGCAACAGCAUUUAAUUGCCAGGGAACUUGUCCCAUUUCUUUCCUCUGGUAGUAAUGUAGUCCAAAAAGAUUGCUUUCCAAGUGCACUUAAUACGUUUGUAGAAAGCUUGAUGCAAUGUGAUCCUCCCAUAUAUAUUCCACCGUAUUUAAUGUCCUAUUUAGGAAGAGCUCACAAUUUAUGGCACAGAAUGACUUUAGUACUAGAGGAACUCCAUCAUGGCACUAGAAAAAUUUCCGCGGAAAAUUCCGAAUCAGAUCUGAACGAUACAUUAUCAACCGUGAAAAAAAACGUAAUAUAUGAUUCUCUCUCCCAAAUGUACGCUACUAUGCAUGAAGAAGACCUUUGGGCUGGCUUAUGGUUGAAGUAUGCGCAUUAUCCAGAGACUAAUAUUGCAAUAGCAUACGAGCAAAUGGGAUUUUUUGAAGAAGCUCAAGGAGCGUAUGAUUUGGCAAUGUCGAAAUUUAAACAUGACCAAGCCAAUGGAUUAAUUAACACAGAUGUUAAUACUGAAUUGAUUCUUUGGGAAAACCAUUGGAUACGGUGUGCAAAAGAAUUAAAUCAGUGGGAUAUUUUAUUAGAUUAUGCUCAAACAAAUAAAGAAAAGAAUAUGUUUCUAAUUCUUGAAAGUGCAUGGAGAGUACCAGACUGGAAUUUAAUGAAGAACGCAAUUUCUAAAACGGAGCAAUCUUUUGCAAAGCAAUUUGGAUAUAAAAUUCAUUUGUACAAAGGCUUUUUGGCGAUAUUACAUCAGGAAGAUCGUCAACUUCUAAAUGUGGAGAGACAUAUUGAAAACGCAUCUGCGUCGUGCAUGAAGGAAUGGCGAAAGUUGCCAUCUAUAGUUUCCCAUAUACAUUUACAGUAUUUACAGGCUGCUCAACAGAUAAUGGAAUUACACGAAGCCAGCACUAUACAUCAAGGCUUAGUUCAGUCCCGAAACACUUCCAUUCACGAUAUGAAGGCUAUUGUAAAGACAUGGCGAAAUCGCUUGCCAGUAGUAGCAGACGAUUUAUCACAUUGGAGCGAUAUAUUCACAUGGCGACAGCAUCACUACCAGAUAAUCACUCAGCACCUUGAGCAGCAGUCAGAUCAGGGAAACACCAUGCUUGGAGUACAUGCUUCAGCACAAGCAAUAAUUUACUUCGGAAAGAUCGCCAGAAAACAUAACUUAACUGGAGUUUGUCAAGAGACGUUAUCUCGAAUAUAUACCAUACCUUCAGUACCAAUUGUAGACUGUUUCCAGAAAAUACGUCAACAAGUCAAGUGUUAUUUGCAAAUGGCCGCUUCUUCGGGAAAAACUGAAUUAAAUGAAGCCCUCGAAGUAAUUGAGUCAACAAAUCUAAAAUAUUUCACAGGUGAAAUGAAUGCGGAAUUCUAUGCCCUAAAAGGGUUACUUUUAGCUCAGAUCGGUCGUUCGGAAGAAGCAGGCAAAGCUUUUAGCGCAGCGGUCCAACUUCAUGACGGUCUAACAAAAGCUUGGGCCAUGUGGGGAGAUUAUAUGGAACAAAUGUUUCUUAAAGAUAAGCAAAUGGUGCUAGCCGUUAACGCGAUCACUUGUUAUUUACAUGCUUGUCGACACCAAAAUGAAAGCAAAACGAGAAAAUAUUUGGCAAAAGUUUUGUGGUUUUUGUCCUACGAUAACUCAAGUGGUACCCUUAUGAGUACUUUAGAAAAGUAUGUGGUAGGCGUACCACCUUCAUAUUGGCUGCCAUGGAUUCCACAACUGCUUUGUUGUUUAGUACAGUACGAAAGUAACGUCAUUUUGAACUUAUUGAGUCAUGUAGGACGUUUAUAUCCCCAAGCCGUGUACUUUCCCAUUCGUACAUUGUACCUAACGUUGAAAAUUGAACAAAGAGAAAAACACAAAACUGCUGAACAAGCCGGGUGUAUGGGGAAACUCCAAACUACGGUUAUCGACAGUCAAAAUACUGGACAAUCGGUGAAUUCACAAUCUAAUUCUGGAUCCACAGUUAACCCAAUUAAAGCAACACCUUCAAUGUGGCGUUGCUCAAAAGUUAUGCAUGUUCAACGUGAAAUUCACCCCACAAUUCUCAGCUCAUUAGAAGGCAUAGUAGAUCAAAUGGUUUGGUUCAGAGAAAGCUGGACAGAAGAAGUACUGAGACAAUUACGACAGGGUCUUAUUAAAUGUUAUGCAAUUGCAUUUGAAAAUAGAAGCGCUGUUAACGAGGCUACAAUUACCCCACACACCCUACAUUUCGUUAAAAAGUUAGGAUCUACAUUUGGCAUUGGCAUCGAAAAUAUACCGGGGUCAGUAGCAACAUCUGCCUCCAAUUCAGCGGCUUCUGAAUCCAUAGCGCGUAGGGCUCAAGUGACAUUUCAGGAUCCCGUCUUUCAAAAAAUGAAAGAACAAUUUACAAACGAUUUCGAUUUCUCCAAACCGGGAGCUAUGAAAUUACAUAACCUUAUUUCAAAAUUAAAAACAUGGAUAAAAGCUCUAGAGGCUAAGGUUAAAAAGUUGCCAACUUCAUUUCUCAUUGAAGAUAAAUGUCGAUUUUUGUCGAACUUUAGUCAAAAGACUGCGGAAGUGGAAUUGCCGGGUGAAUUAUUACUACCGUCCUCUUCCCAUUAUCAUAUUCGCAUCGCAAGAUUUAUGCCACGGGUGGAAAUUGUUCAAAAGAACAACACGGCAGCAAGAAGGCUAUAUAUUCGUGGCACUAAUGGAAAAAUUUAUCCAUAUUUGGUUGUCAUAGACACUGGACUCGGUGAUGCCCGAAGAGAAGAACGUGUGUUGCAAUUAAUGCGAAUGCUUAACUAUUAUUUAGAAAAACAAAAAGAAACUGCAAGACGUUUUCUUAACAUGACUAUUCCCAGAGUAGUUCCUAUUUCGCCGCAGAUGCGUUUGGCUGAAGACAAUCCAACAAGCAUUUCUUUAAAAGAAAUUUAUAAGAAGUGUUGUCUAAAGCUUAAAAUAGAUCACGACCUACCGAUUGUGAAGUAUUAUGAUCGCCUCUCUGAAGUUCAGUCGCGAGGUACUCAAACCACACAUACCGUUUUGUGCGAUAUAUUUUGUGAAGUACAAACCACAAUGAUUCAAAGUACUUUAUUUAAGAAUUGGGCUCUUAAUAGAUUCCUUUCUUCCACGGAUUUCUGGCAGUUCAGAAAAAUGUUAACACUGCAGUUAGCACUUGCGUUCUUAUGUGAGCACGCUCUUCAUUUGACUAGAUUGAAUGCUGAUAUGAUGUAUAUACAUCAGGACUCUGGUUUAAUGAAUAUUUCAUAUUAUAAAUUCGAUAUUAACGAUGAGAAGGAAGAGCUCGAUUCCAAUAGACCUGUACCCUUUCGACUUACACCUAAUAUUGCUGAGUUUGUAACAAAUAUUGGAAUAACAGGUCCCUUGUCUGCGGGUAUGGUGGCAACCGCACGCUGCUUUGUGCAGCCAAAUUAUAAACUUUGCUCCAUACUGAAAGCGAUCCUCAGAGACGAAAUAAUUGCUAUACAGAAGAAACGUAUUCGUGAUAAUAAACUUGUAGAACCAUUACCAGAUUCAGCCAUUGAUAUGAAUGCUAUGGAUAACACCAUAGGUUUGGUCAAUAAAGCUGUCGCAGUGAUAAUGUCACGUCUAAAUGCAAUUUCAUACUUUGAUAAUACAGAAUCUAAAAAAGUAACAAAUUUGAUACAAUCUGCAAUAAAUCCAGAUAAUUUAUGUCGG